AUGUGCCCCUCAGACGAUGAAGGCGCAUCCGGAGGGGGACAAACAAGAGAUCACAAGACACACGAAGGUCAGGACCGAAGAGCAUCUGCGAUGGGAAGAGCCAGUGGUCUCGUGAACAACACUGCAAUAAGCCAGUUUCUAGAUACGAUUCCAUUAAUUGUAACCGCGGCAUAUAUUCACUCUGUCCCAUCGACAGCUCUAGGUCUGCUAGAUUUACUGGACUCGUUAAAGCAAUUGCCAGACGAGGAAGUUCAGCUUCAGUGUUCAGUGUUUGUGAAAUCACAAAUGGCGGAUGAGGACCACGCUCGAUGCCUUGGACUACAGUCUUCUUUUUCUCACUUUGCUGUCUUUCAAGCUUUAUUGGAUAAAGUGGAAGAUACUCCACUAUCUGCAUCAUUUUUAAUUGUGCUUCAAAACCUUAAUCAACUGGAACCAAAUGAUUCGAAAACGGAUUACGUUUGGAGCAUUCUAGAGGAAAUAACUGAAAGAGCUGUUAGUAACGCCAGCGCGUUAUUGAGGAAAUGGAUGCUCAUAGAAAGUCGUGAAAAUAUUUUGAAAUCCAAAACAACUCAAACGACUUUUUGUCUAUCUAUAGAAGAUACAAUAAUGCGUAGAAGAGAAGUAAAUAAAGAAGAAGGUAGUAUGAAGUCGUUUGGCUCUCUCGAUUCUGGCGUACCAGUGUCUAGAAGUCAAUCAUUUGCAAGCAGUUGUCCUCGAAGUCCUACAUCUAUCCAAGAUUCUGAACUCGAGAAGAAAGUUUGCGCUGAUAAAAAGGAAAAGGUUCAGCAGUCGGCACUUACGAAUGGUUUCUUUAAGAUAUUUGGAUUUCAUUUCUCAUCCACGCGAAGGUCUAGUGUAAAAUAUGAAACUACAAAAGACGCUUCUGAAAAGAAAAAGGAGGAAAAUGUUUGUUCAAAAAAUGAUAUGUCACAUUUCAGAUCCGAGUCACCGAUACCACAGAAUGAUCCUUCAGCAGACGAAGCUAAUAAGCAGAAAAGGACUUUCUCACUUCCAUUUUUUAAUAAAUCUAAAAAGUAUUCUUUGCACAGUUCACCUCCAACAGUAACUAUCCAAUCUCCGUCUCCAGAUAUACGAAACUCAAAGAACUGUAGAGAUGGUAUGACCAGUAUGGAAGUCAAAAGAACUCGCAAACAAUUUCAUUACUCGAAUGGAAAUCUGUGUGAUAGUUUCUCAGACACAUCUGGAGACGGGGACCUCUCUUCGACUUCUUCUGAAAAUAGUUCAGCAAGGCAGUAUUGUGAAAAUAAUGAUGCUAAUGAGGUGGCGAGAAGUGAUAAAGAACAGAAUGUGUCUGCGAGGGUAGGAGAUUCCAGAAAACCAGAAUUCCCAGUAUUGCAAAAACAACUUUAUAAAUCGGUUUCGAGCCUAUGCCAUUCUCCGUCUUCUGUACCUCCACCUCCUCCACCUCCACCUCCACCGCCUCCUCUGACACCGGUACUAGACUCACAAAUGAGACAAAAAUCUCACACUUCACUGGACCUUCCUCGAACGAAAGGCAUACGAUCAUCAUGGUCCGAAGGUCACUCGAAUAAACAAUUGAAAAAUUGGGAUAAGAGGACGAUGUACAACACUUUGCCUAGACCGAAAGCUAAAAUGAAAACUCUAAACUGGGCAAAAAUACCAAGUGCUCACGUAAAUGCUCACUCUAUAUGGAGCGAAAUAAACUGCGAAAAUCAGGAUCCAGAGCUGAAUUUUGAAGAAGUAGAAAGGCUUUUUUGCCAAGUUGAAUCAAUCAACAAGUCUCCUAAAAAUACACCCAAGAAUGGCAACGGACAGAAGAAGAACAGCACGGUAUCACUGCUGGACAGCAAACGAAGUUUAAGCAUAGGCAUAUUUCUUAAGCAAUUCAGAGGAGGCUUGGACGAAAUUUUAGGAUGUAUUAAAGAAUGCAGGCAUAAGGAAAUAGGAGCAGAAAAGCUAAGAGCUCUGCUGCAUUUAUUGCCGAAUGCUAAUGAA
This is a messenger RNA of Stegodyphus dumicola, 1977 nucleotides long. Its product is annotated as inverted formin-2-like. Lineage: Eukaryota; Metazoa; Arthropoda; Arachnida; Araneae; Eresidae. The record is from RefSeq and is a predicted model, not a curated record. Gene Ontology annotation, molecular function: small GTPase binding; actin binding. Gene Ontology annotation, biological process: actin cytoskeleton organization.